Messenger RNA from Mycena citricolor, 623 nucleotides. The record is from the annotation of a GenBank genome assembly. NCBI's taxonomy places the organism in Eukaryota, Fungi, Basidiomycota, Agaricomycetes, Agaricales, Mycenaceae.
GGGAGUGCAUCCAGCCCUCUAUCAGCGUGGCUGAGAUGGGUGAUGCGAGUAGCUGAGCGCACGCAGUGCGGGAUUGCGGCAUGCGGGAGAAUGGGAGAAUCCUGCUGGGCGUUCCUAUUUGUAUUCUACUACGUCUGGGCUGGCUUUCUACCUCUAUGACUCCAGUCAGACCGCUCGUCGAACAGGCGCAGGGCGCAUUCGUGACCCUGUGGACCAUGUAUAUGCUAUCCGUCGCAGCCUACUUCCCUGGCGUCUACCCGAAAGAGGUGGCCAUCCGCGUGCACCAUGUGCGGAUGGGUCAGAGGGAUCUCAAAGCAGAGAUAUUCGUGCGCUGUCAACUUCUUGGCAUUGAAUCUGCGCUCCUGACUUGGAUGCGUGCAGAUCUUGGUCACUUUUGCGGUGGACAGUGCUGCGCUGCUUUGUCCGUGUAUCCCGGAACCAUUCCACUCCUGUCGUUGAUCAGCUCCGUCGAUGCUAACUUUCUCUGUUUCGUGCAACUCUCGACGCUCGUCGCUGCGCUGGCUCAAAUGUGGGUGCUCCCCUUUGCGUCAUCUUGUGACCGCUAUGAACAAUCGGACUUUGGGCAGGUUUUACGCUCACUAUAUCGUCAAGGGCAAGUCUAG